AUGAAGGUUCGAAAAACAAGUGUACGAAUGGCUGCCAUAAAAGAAUAUCCCUUUGAUCUUAGUGAUUUACAAAAUCAAAAUAGCGACACACGAACUACGAAACCGACGGAUCAACUGACAGGAAACCAAGGCAACACAUACUCAUCUCGAUCCGCCACUCCUGACGGCAAAAGAAAAGUCUCUAUCAUGGCUGACGAAAGCAGCAAGGACAGAGAAAAUUUACCUUCCGAAAGG
Molecule: messenger RNA, 234 nt
Organism: Brenthis ino (lesser marbled fritillary)
Lineage: Eukaryota; Metazoa; Arthropoda; Insecta; Lepidoptera; Nymphalidae
Source: the annotation of a GenBank genome assembly